Hyaloscypha bicolor E is the source of this 2126-nucleotide messenger RNA. RefSeq lists its product as uncharacterized. The transcript is spliced from 7 exons. Bases 90 to 1919 code for a protein of 609 amino acids. NCBI's taxonomy places the organism in Eukaryota, Fungi, Ascomycota, Leotiomycetes, Helotiales, Hyaloscyphaceae. The record is from RefSeq and is a predicted model, not a curated record.
CAACGACGCAGGCUUCUUUUCAAACCAACUGCGGUUCCUAGAUCAAUGUUUGAUGACACAUAGUAUCUACGGCGUCGCAAAGGCUGGCAAUGGAAAACAAUCUUCAGGAAGAGUUCAGACUUGCACGUUCUCAACGAGUCGCAAACGAGGCUGCAAUGUUUGUUGAAAACAAUGUAGUGCUAGCACAACCGCAGCCUCCUGUCUAUGCGGAGCAGCUGGAUCGGUUUGUAUCUGUAGAGGAAGGAAGAAGGUUGCAGCAGAUAAGCGCAGAGCUGUGGAAAGAAGCGGAGGCGGAGAAGAACAAGCUUUUUGCGCUUAUGCAGCAAGUACAACUCAAACUCAGUAAGAAAAGUAAAGGAGAGUACAAGCCAGUUGAUCUCAAAACCUGCAACUGGGGAGAGGUCAUGUACGAGGUACAUGCCACUAAUCAAAGCUGGAAAGGUUUGCCUGGAAGUAUGUCCAAGGGUCGGAAGUGUCUUGAAAGAUUGGGGCAAGACUCAGGAGCAUUUCAAGCGUGGCUCGGAAUUCUUCCCGCAGGAGACUACGGAGCGAGUAUAUGCGGGGUCUUCAAGCUUGCUGUUGGGGCGGCAGGUAGAUACGUUGAAGUGGAGGAGAGCAUAUUUGACGCGCUUGCAGAGCUCCCAGAAAUCAUGGAAGACGCUCGAAAUUACAUACUAAUCUAUCAAGAUUAUCCAAACCAAUCGUUGGAGCGCAAGACAUUUGAUCUCUAUCUUGCCAUUCUGAAGUCGCUCAACCACAUAGUGCAGUUCUUUGCUGAUAGUGCUGCAAAAAAGUUUUUUGAGCCAAUUGCAAAGCAAAAGAAUUACAAAAGUGGCCUUACCAAGAGCCUCGAAGAUGUUAGGAAGCAUACUUCGAGGAUUAAAGUGGCGGCGCAACAAUGCCUGGCAGCUCGAAGCGCGAACAUAGAUAAGAAUGUGAUCGAACUUUUAGAGAAGGUGGACACUCUUCCUGAAGAAAUUGGAGAGAGGCUUGCUCAGAAGCUCUACCGGCUUUUGCAAAGUAGUACUCUAUUCAACAAUAAAGGACAUGUCACAGAACUCACAGACGAAGCAGCCCCGAACAGCACUAUUGUAGGGACAACUAAACAUUUGCUCGAACCAGCAACAUACAACACUGCAGUAGCUGAAAAUUUACUAGAGCUUUUGCAUUAUGACCCUGUAUUUGCUUCAAGAUCUCUCAAGACAUGCCUGGAAAUUGGAGACAAAUUGGACGACCGAGGAAAGGCGCGAGCGUCCGCGAUGGUCGACAGCGACAAACUGAGAAUCUGGCUCGCAGGAGACGAGUUCUCAAGCUCUCUACUAGUAAAUGGACGAUGUGACAUUGAAGCGACAGAGGGCCAAUCUCCCCUGAGCUUCGUGGAUGCACAGUUAGUAAAAGUCUUCGAGCGGAACGGACAAGCGCUUGUGAUCAGCUACUUCUCUAGCCUCCACAGAGAUAUCGAAAUUUCCUCUCAAGGAACGCCAACUGCUAGGAUGAUGGCAUAUCUCAUCGGCGGGCUGCUUACUCAGAUGGUGGCUAGGGAAUUCGAGGUGGAUGUUUCAUUCUUGACAAAGAGUGAUCGGAAGAAGGUGGAGAACCUCGACCUGGAUACUCUCUGUAUCGCCUUUCGAGAGUUUACCAUGCAGCUGCCGGCCCGCACUGUUCUUGUUUGUGUCCUAGACGAGAUUGUCUUGUACGAGACCUCGUAUCUAGCGGCUGAGAUAGAUGCAAUUAUGCGACGGUUAACUCGUUUAGUGACCAAACACACCCAGGUCCUCUUCAAAUUGCUUGUUACCUCUCGAGGCCGGAGUCUAGACUUCCAGAAAUAUUUCAGGGACAAGGAUAUACUCGACUUACCUGCAGAUGUUGAGUUGAAUGAUUCUGCAAUGUGGAAGGUUCAGAACAUCGGCGAGGGUUGAAUGAAAACUAUGGGGCGAACAAAAAGAGUCGGAGUAGACCAUGACUUAGCAGGAACCCACAUAACGUCACAGGGGAGGGCGAAAUUGUAAAGAUCUUACAAGAGAACGCAAAGAAAAAGGAGCUGCAAUGGUAACGCAGAAUACACGCGCAAGAACAGGCAGGUUGAAAUAAGUGCACACUAUUAUUCCGAGAAUAAAUUAUGUAAC